Molecule: messenger RNA, 1165 nt
Organism: Vicia villosa (hairy vetch)
Lineage: Eukaryota; Viridiplantae; Streptophyta; Magnoliopsida; Fabales; Fabaceae
Exons: 1
Coding region: 353-886 (177 amino acids)
Source: RefSeq, a predicted model, not a curated record
UUGUCAGUUUCACAAUUUUUUCUCUAUCCCCCCUUCUCUCCUCUUCUAUCUCUCUCUAUCUCAUUCCAAUUCUCUCUUAAUUCUUCAAAUUGCCAGAUUCCGGCAACACUUUCUCUCUCAUCACCGUCCCCGCCGGCGACAUCUUGUCCGGUGCAUAGACCUAAUCGAUUUUCCGGUCAAAUUACCAAUUUGCCCUUUUCUUUUUCACUAUUUACCGUUUUACCCUUUUCAGUUUUCACCGUCUGCGAGAUAAAUUUACCCUAGGGGGAAAAAUCGUUUUAUUUUAUUUGGUUUGAAAUAUUAUUAUUUUAAAAGGUGGGUUGGUAGUGACGUGGCAUGUGGAUAGAGAGCCAUGAAUACCAAAACGAUGCGUUUGCCUCCUCGUCGAGUAUUGACACCUAGCACCACAACAAGCACUAAGAGAAAAGAGAGAGAUGACCCGUUUGAAAGGCCCAAGCCCAUACCCGCUACCACUUCAAAAUUACCCAAGUCGGAUAAGCCUAUUUCUCGGCUCGGGUCAGAGCCGAUUACAUCACCCACUACAACAUCAACAACAACAGCUAGCAGAGGCUUGGAGCCGAAGCCGAUGCCGUCCAAUCAGCUGCUAGCGGGAUACCUGGCCCACGAGUACCUCACCAAGGGGACUCUCUUAGGGCAACCAUGGGUCCCACCGAAGGGAAAGUCCAAAGAGGAAGACGACGGCGUUGAUGAAGGAGAACCAACUGCGACUACGACUGCGGCUGCGGCGGAGGAGGCGUGUCCGAGCCCGGAGAUAAAGAUGGAGCGUGAAAGGUACGUGGAAGUGACAGGGUUGUUAAAGAGCGGUGGGACCCACCUUCACGGCGUUGUGAACCCCACACAGCUUGCCCGUUUCUUACACUUGUGAUCUAACAGACAAUUGGGAGAGAGAAGACACGUGGAGCGAUCCCAUUGGCUCUCCUUCCUUUUGAUUUUGUUUCGAUUUCAAGAGAGGGGAGAAAAUUGAAAAUUCUCCCCCGAUCUUUUUUUGUUGUUGUUAAAUCUGAGACAGAAAAUUAGCUAUUUCUUUUUUUUUUUACUCUUCAAUUUGUGAUGCAUGCAACAUGUAUGUAUGUAUGUCAUCAUUAUCAUCCCUCAUGAUGUAUCUGUUGUUGUUCACAUGCAAAAUACAUGCUUUUCAUUUCAA